AUGAAGAAUGCUAAUCAGGAGAAAACUGCCUUUAUAACUGACCGGGGACUAUAUUGCUAUAAAGUGAUGCCUUUCAGCUUGAAGAACACUGGGGCAACCUACCAAAGGUUGUUGUUUAAAAAAGCACGAGAGUGGGAUGCUAGGUGCGAAGAAGCAUUUUCUCAGUUGAAAGAGUAUCUAGUUAAGCCACCAUUGCUCAAUCACACCAAGCCGGGAGAGCCACUGUCAUUAUGCUUAGCAGUAACUCUAGACGCAGUAUUUGCUGCAUUGGCACGAGAAGUUCUCCAUUUCAAAGAAGAAGUCCACAAGCCACCCAAGAAGAAUCCAUGGCAGGUGUAUGUAGAUGAGUUAGCCUGCCGGGCAGGUGGAGGAGUUGGGGUGUACAUAGUAACAAGUGAGGGGAAAGAAUUAUACCACACAGUACGAUUGGAGUUCAAGGUGACAAACAACGAAGCUGAAUAUGAAGCAGUACUCGCCGUUUUGGCGAUCACGAGGGUAUUAGGAGGCGAAGAAGUCGAGAUGAAAGCCAAAUCACAAGUGGUAGUUGGGCAAAUCACAUGGGAGUAUUUGGCGAGGGGAUCCAAGUUGAUAAAAUACCUUCACCAAGUACAGGAACAAAGCAAAAAUCUCAAGUACUUUCGAAUCGAGAAGAUACCUCGAGGAGACAAAUCCAAAGCUGACCGAUUGGCAUGCACGGCUUCAGCAAAGCAAGAAGAAACACUACUAUGGAAGGUUGAUUUACAAGCAAUGGCUAGACUAGCGAUAGGAGAAGAAAGUUUACAUAUCAAGGGGAACACGCUAGGAUGGGCUACUAAUAUAAAAAAGUAUUUGGAGACAGAAGAACUUCCCUCACCAUUGGAAGAGGCGAUAAAGUUAAAAAGUAGGGCGACCAGGUUUACCUUCAUUGACGGGGUACUCUACAGGCAGGGUUUCUCAAACCCAUUGUUGCGAUGCGUGACGGAAGAAGAAGCUGAGUAUGUGAUGAGGGAAAUUCAUGCACUAAUUCAAGGUGCACCCCCUGAAGAGUUGCGGUCCAUAACGUCCCCAUGGCCGUUCGCCCAAUGGGGAGUAGACUUGGUAGGCCCAAUACCCCCUAGCAAAGGAAGAACCAAAUUCAUCAUUGCAGCUGUCGACUACUUUACAAAGUGGGCAAAAGCUGAGGCAAUGACUACAAUAACUAUUCAAAGCAUAGCAAAGUUGCUAUGGAAGGCUGUAAUAUGCAGGUUCGGGAUACCUCAGUGUAUCAUUUUUGAUAACGGGAGGCAAUUCGACUCCGAACAUUAUCGUCAAUGGUGUGUAGAGCUAGGAAUCAAGGUCAAGUACUCUUCCCCAAGCCAUUCCCAGGCAAACAAACAAGUGGAAGUAACUAAUAAAACCAUCAUGGGAAUACUAAAAAAGAAGAUAGGCGCCAGAAAAAGGCUAUGGGCCGACAAGCUCCUAGGAAUUUUGUGGGCUUACAUAACGACAGCAAAAACCUCAACAGGCCAAACACCCUUUGCCCUAGCCUAUGGAAGUGAGGUGAUGGCACCAGUAGAGGUCGGGUUACCAAGCCACAGAAGAAGAAAUUUUGAUCCAGAGGCAAACAUAGCAGAGUUAGAAGAAAUCCUAGACCUCUUAGAGGAGAUAAGGGCACAUGCAGAAGUUAGAGUUGCAGCUUCUAAGAAGAAGGUGGAGCAGUACUUCAACAAAUGA
Messenger RNA from Juglans microcarpa x Juglans regia, 1692 nucleotides. RefSeq lists its product as uncharacterized. Gene Ontology annotation, molecular function: nucleic acid binding; RNA-DNA hybrid ribonuclease activity. Gene Ontology annotation, biological process: DNA integration. NCBI's taxonomy places the organism in Eukaryota, Viridiplantae, Streptophyta, Magnoliopsida, Fagales, Juglandaceae. The record is from RefSeq and is a predicted model, not a curated record. Bases 1 to 1692 code for a protein of 563 amino acids. The transcript is spliced from 4 exons.